AUCGGAAAGAGAAAGGGAAGUAGCUUGUACUCGUAAUGAGAAUAAUUGGCGGCUACUGAGCCGACCCGCUGAAUUUUGGCUAUGGCUUCUCUCCGGUUCCAUACACUAAAUAAGAGAGAUGCGAUGGUUAGGACUCGCUCAAGGAGAUGUGAAUAUAACAGGAGAGAAGCCAAUCAAGCUCUAGCCGCCAACUCGCUCUUUAAAGAACAUUUAAUUCUAACGUACACAAACUGUUACCUUCUUCUUCUUCUUCUUCUUUCAUAUUUUUAUCUGUCUCUGGUUUUCUUCUGCAAUUUCAGAAGAAAAUGCAAAUCAAAACAAUGUCUCUCUCUUUCCACACUCCUCUUUUAAAAAAUCCAAACCUCAAAAAUAUUUCUCGACCUUCAGUUCUCUUCAGUAAAUCACCUCCGUCGCCUCCUCUGUCUUUGCCACCUUCAACUCCAUUACACACCUCUCUUUCACUUCAAAGUUCUAAUCGCAACAUCAAUCGGUUUAUAACUCCAUGCAUUGGCUCCGAUCAAGAAAUUCUCAAUACAGAGCCUGAAAUUUUAAGUGAAAAUGAUAAUAAUGGUGACGAUAAAGUUGAAGCUGUUAGGUUGAAGAGAAGUGAGUUAGAAAACCAGAGCAUAUGGACGCAGAUGAAGGAAAUUAUGAUGUUUUCGGGUCCAGCUACCGGGUUGUGGAUAUGUGGGCCAUUGAUGAGUCUUAUAUCUACGGCUGUGAUCGGUCGGGGAAGUUCUACGGAACUUGCUGCUUUAGGUCCAGGUACUGUGUUUUGUGAUAAUAUGAAUCUUCUUUUUAUGUUUCUAUCAAUUGCUACUUCAAAUAUGGUGGCCACUUCACUUGCCAAACGGGAUAAAAAUGAAGUACAACACCAAAUAUCAAUUUUGCUCUUUAUUGGAUUGGCUUGUGGCAUCUUAAUGCUAUUGUUUACACAAUUUCUUGGCCCCUGGGCACUAACUGCUUUUGCUGGCCCAAAGAAUGUGCAUAUUGUACCCGUAGCUAGCAAAUAUGUUCAGAUUCGAGGCUUAGCAUGGCCAGCAGUUCUUUAUGGAUUAGUCUCUCAAAGCUCAAGUCUCGGCAUGAAAGAUUCUGUAGGACCUUUGAAGGCUUUGGUGGUUGCCAGUGCUGUGAAUGCCAUUGGUCAUUUAGUCCUAUGCAGUUUUCUUGGCUAUGGUAUUACAGGAGCAGCGUGGGCAACAAUGACAUCACAAGUCAUUGCAGCCUAUAUGAUGAUUGAAGCUUUGAAUAAGAAAGGAUAUAAUGCUUUCGCUGUCUCUAUUCCAUCCCCCAAAGAAUUUUUGCAAAUAUUCAGCAUAGCUGCUCCAGUGUUUGUAACAAUGUUCUCAAAGGUGGCCUUCUACUCUCUUAUGACAUAUUUUGCAACAGCGAUGGGCACAUUCACAGUUGCGGCUCAUCAGGUUAUGAUCCAAAUGUAUGGCAUGUGUGUAGUAUGGGGUGAGCCUCUCUCUCAAACUGCACAAUCAUUCAUGCCUGAGUUGCUGUAUGGAGUCGAGAGAAGUUUAGACAAGGCUAGAACGCUGCUCAAGUCACUAAUGAUUAUUGGAGCUAUACUUGGAGCAAUAAUAGCAAGUGUUGGAGCAUCUAUUCCUUGGCUGUUCCCCAACAUUUUCACUCAUGAUCUUAAAGUCAUACAAGAGAUGCACAAAGUGUUAAUUUUGUUCUUUGUCGCAUUAUCUGCAACACCCUGUACGCACAGCCUCGAAGGGACAUUGCUGGCUGGACGCGAUUUCAAGUUCAUCAGCUUAUCAAUGAGUGGAUGCUUUUCAUUGGGUGCUCUUCUGUUAAUGCUUGCAAGCAGCAAGGGGGUGUAUGGUCUGCAAGGCUGCUGGUGUGCGCUUGUAGCAUUCCAAUGGGCUCGAUUUUUCUUUGCUCUCCGACGCCUAUUGUCUCCAAAAGGCAUACUCAGUUCCGAAGAAACUGUCGAAUACAAACUUGGGAAGCUAAAAGCAGCUUAGUUGCUUGGACCAAUUUCGGUUUGUGUUGCAAAAUCCCAGGACUAAAAUCUAUGUGCACUUAAUCAUCACAAAUAGGCACAUCUUUUUGGUCUUAGUUGCCAAAGAUCAAGUUGUCUUGAUUCUCUGAUGCCUCAAUUAGACUAGUAGCUAUCAUAUAACCAAAAGGCGAAUGAUUUUGCUUGGUGAAUUGUUAUAGGAAUUGAUUAUGCCUUUGUAUUUGUUCGCAGGGUAGUUUUAUCAUGCACCAUGUGAUUUGAGGCAAUUUUGCUUCUUGAUUAUUCAUUUAAAGCUUGUUAAGUUUCAGAAAUAAAAUAGAAAAUUUGACAACGUUAGGACACCAAAUUUAUAAUUAA
Jatropha curcas is the source of this 2332-nucleotide messenger RNA. Its product is annotated as protein DETOXIFICATION 46, chloroplastic. Gene Ontology annotation, biological process: transmembrane transport. The record is from RefSeq and is a predicted model, not a curated record. NCBI's taxonomy places the organism in Eukaryota, Viridiplantae, Streptophyta, Magnoliopsida, Malpighiales, Euphorbiaceae. Gene Ontology annotation, cellular component: membrane. Gene Ontology annotation, molecular function: xenobiotic transmembrane transporter activity; antiporter activity.